Molecule: messenger RNA, 1989 nt
Organism: Humulus lupulus (European hop)
Lineage: Eukaryota; Viridiplantae; Streptophyta; Magnoliopsida; Rosales; Cannabaceae
Product: monolignol oxidoreductase AtBBE-like 13
Exons: 1
Coding region: 77-1696 (539 amino acids)
Molecular function (GO): oxidoreductase activity; FAD binding
Source: RefSeq, a predicted model, not a curated record
CACUAUAAAAACCAAUUACUCCAACACUUGUUAAUCAUUCGGCUAAGCGAUUAAGCUACUAGUUUAACUCAAAACAAUGCUUCUUUCAAAAUCACCUGUAGUACUUCUAUUAGUACUCACUCUCUUUCCUCUCAUCUUUCUUCGAACAGCUUCUUCAUCAACUCUAGACAACUUCAUCAAAUGCAUUGCGACCAAUUCUGAGCUCUCCACUCCCAUCUCCGCAGCUUUUUUCACACCAAACAGCUCUUCAUUCACUCCUCUCCUCCAAUCCUCAGCUCAGAAUCUUCGUUACUUGGUCCCCUCAGCACCCAAGCCCGAGUUCAUCUUCACACCCUUGCACGAUUCUCACGUCCAGGCAUCCGUAAUAUGCUCCAAACAGCUCGGAAUACAUCUCAGAGUUCGUAGCGGAGGCCAUGACUACGAGGGCCUCUCCUACGUCUCCGAAAUCGAAACCCCUUUCAUUGUUGUCGACCUCACCAACCUCCGAGCCAUCGAUGUUGACAUAGACAGCAAUACGGCUUGGGUUCAAGCCGGUGCUACGAUAGGAGAAGUCUACUACAGAAUCUCCCAGAAGAGCAAAGUCCAUGGCUUCCCCGCCGGGCUUUGCACCAGCUUAGGCGUUGGUGGCCACAUAACUGGGGGUGCUUACGGCUCUCUCAUGAGAAAAUACGGCCUUGGGGUCGACAACGUUCUCGACGCCAAGAUCGUCGAUGUUCACGGCAAAGUUCUCGAUCGUGAGGCCAUGGGAGAAGACCUUUUCUGGGCCAUAAGAGGAGGUGGUGGAGGAAGCUUCGGAAUCAUUCUUUGGUGGAAGAUUAAGCUUGUACCGGUGCCUGAAACCGUGACAGUCUUUUCUGUUCCAAAAACGUUGGAACAAGGAGCCACUAAAGUACUCUACAAGUGGCAACAAGUCGUGGACAAACUCGACGAAGAUCUCUUCAUUAGAGUCAUAAUCCAACCCAUCGCAGUCGGUAAAAACACGACUGAGAGAACCGUAAUGACCAUUUACCAAGCCUUGUUCCUUGGAGAACCUGAAAGACUUCUCAAAAUCAUGGAACAGAGCUUCCCUGAGUUGGGUUUGACUCAAAAGGACUGUACCCAGAUGAGUUGGAUCGAAUCAGUUCUUUACAUAGCGAGUUUCCCGACUGGAACCAAACCGGAGGUUCUUCUCCAAGGAAAGUCAACGUUCAAGAACUACUUCAAAGCCAAAUCGGACUUCGUCAAAGAACCCGUACCCGAAUCCGGGUUGGAGGGUCUGUGGAAGAAGCUUUUGGAAGAAGAAAGUCCACUGACUAUCUGGACCCCAUACGGAGGACAAAUGAGCAGAGUUUCCGAGUCGGAAACGCCCUUCCCUCACCGAAACGGUACCGUUUUCAUGAUCCAGUGGCUCUCGACAUGGCAAGACGAAGAGAAGGAGACGACGGUGAAACACAUCGACUGGAUAAGGAAGCUGUAUGUGUACAUGGCGUCGUACGUUUCCAAGUUUCCAAGGGAAGCUUAUGUGAACUACAGAGAUCUUGAUAUAGGGAUCAUGAAUAAGAAGAACCAGACGAGUUCCUCAAUGGCCAGUUCGUGGGGAAAUAGGUAUUUUAAGGAUAAUUUCAACAGAUUGGUCAAUGUCAAGACUAAGUUUGACCCUGAAAACUUCUUCAGGCACGAACAGAGCAUUCCUCCUCUUUCAACCUCUGCUAGAUGAUUGUAUCUGGUUUUUCUUUUUUCUUUUCUAAAAAACAGAGGUUCUCAACAAAAAUCCUGUCUCGAAUUUUAGAAUAAUUAUCUGACUUGGAAAAUAACAAUGUAGUUUUAUAUUUUAAUGUUAGUCAUUAAUGUUGUUGAUUACGUAAUUCGAAGUUUGAGUUGUGAUUUUCAUGUACUCGAGGAGGAAUUUGAAAGAGAGUACAUGUUUUUGUGUGAGAGAUGAUGUAUGUUCAUGUUGUUCACUAAAAUAAAAGCCUUAUAAUAAAUUAAAUAAAAAUACAAACUUUGUCA